Scheffersomyces stipitis CBS 6054 is the source of this 2118-nucleotide messenger RNA. RefSeq names its product Zcf39p (gene ZCF39). The record is from RefSeq and is a predicted model, not a curated record. Gene Ontology annotation, biological process: regulation of DNA-templated transcription. NCBI's taxonomy places the organism in Eukaryota, Fungi, Ascomycota, Pichiomycetes, Serinales, Debaryomycetaceae. The annotation marks the transcript as partial. Gene Ontology annotation, cellular component: nucleus. The transcript is spliced from 3 exons. Gene Ontology annotation, molecular function: transcription cis-regulatory region binding; zinc ion binding; DNA-binding transcription factor activity, RNA polymerase II-specific.
GAGUUUGCUUCCAAAUGGAGACUGUUACGAGCCUGUGCUCGCUGUAGACGACUCAAAAUGAAAUGUUCAUACGAGAAUCCUUCAUUCAAGUCAUGCAUAAGAUGCCAUGCUGCUAGUGUGGACUGUUCGUUUGAAGAGGACCCAACAGCAAAAUAUGCUAAGAAGAGAAGGAAGAAAAGCGAAACAUUCAGAAAAUCAACACCUUCUCAGGCACCUCUUUCUGUUCGGGAUAAAGAAGUUCUUGGAACUUCUAUUCCUGAUAUUGCCAGUGCUCAGGAGAAAGAACAAUUGCAGGCAUUACUAAACAAUUAUAGACAAAUAUCAGAGAGUCUUAGCGAGAAAUUGCACCAUAGUGACAAGAGCAACGCCCCGUUGAUCCAGGGAAAUUAUCCACACAUUUCGUUCCAUUUGAAUCUCAUAAAACAGAUGAUUGUUACGUAUAAGUUUUUCACGGUAGAGGAAGCUCGGAAUCGUUUCCGCUUCUUUAUAGAACACAUGCUUCCUUACUAUCCCACCAUAGCGCUCUCAAAGGACUUGAAGCUGUUUGAUAAUCUUUAUGAAAACUUCCCCUUAUUGCUAAUUGCCUGUAUCUCAGUAACAGCUGUUAAUGAUAACAACCUUUCAAUAGAUCACACAAAAGUUUCCAACUCACAGUUGUACAAUCUUCUCAACCAUUAUCUUUACAGCUUCAUUUCUUACCAGGUGUAUGUGAAGUGUGAAGAUUUCAGCAUUGACCUUAUAUAUGUUUGUUUGAUCUUGUCGUGUUGGUGUCUACCCCCGAACAAGAUGGGCCAGUUCAGAAAUCAGUUGAAUUCACUAACGGCAUUCAAUAUGGGUCUAUGUAUAGAUUUAGGCGAAAUAUCCAAGUUCAAGGAUACAAUGUCUCUAGAAGACGCUUCUGUCCAACGUAAUGAUUUGCGGGCAUUGCUAGCUAUAUACUGCUGUUGUGGUUCCUUAGAGCUCUCAUUGCGUAGAUUCAAGCUAGUUUCAUGGACAAAGAAUCACGAAGCCGCCACAGAGCUUUUAAUGAAACCACAGGGUCCUGAUUUACCCACGCGGGAAGAUAGGUAUCUUGUGUAUUACUCCAAGUUUGUAUCGAUGGCUAAGGAGAUCAUAGAUUUCAUUUCUCCCAUCGCUCAGAACUACUCUAAUCUUCCCUCGAAGACAAAACCAGAAGAAUGCUCUAUUCCUGGAGUGAAAUAUGUGUUAAACUCAUACGAAAAGAAACUUCAUCAACUAUUGGGAGAAAGUGGGUUUAUGAGGGAUUGUUCUGAUGGUGAGCAGGAGCCAAAAGAAAAGCUCGUCUUAAGCAUCAUGUACCAUCAUUUGCUCACCAUUUUAUACGACAAUCUCAUCAGUAAUCUUCUUCAUGUCCACGACGAUCAUAGAAACAAUACAUCGCUAUUCCAGGGAAACGAGGUCGAAGAUUGUUUGCACAACAUCAUCAAACUUCUCAACAUCUGUGGGAAUUUGAUGAAAUGCUUCAUGAAGUUGAACUCUGAGCACACCGUAAACUACCCCACUGUUCUCUACUAUAGGCCCAUGCAUUCUUUGACUCUUCUUGUGAGGCUAAAGUUAGUGUUGAAGUCGAGCAGGUUUGCUAAUGUAGAAGGAAUCGCAGACGUAAUCAAGGAUAUCGAUAUCGAAAAGUAUUUUGCCGACAUAAGCAAGAUCAUUGUCGAAAAUCAGAAGGUGUACAACUCUGUAGUGUGCUCUAAAAUGAUGAUUAUCUUGAACAAAAUCGAGAAGUGGAUGAAGGUGUCUUCUGCCUACAACUUUAACCAGAAACCUACCAAUGGGACAUCAGACCUCAGCUUGGAUUUGGUCAAGUUGAUUAGCAUGAGCAAAGAUCAGGAGAUUGAAAGUCUAGAUCCUCCUAAGGACUUCUUAGAGAAAAAGAAAGAGACGAGCACAGCGCCAGAAGAUAGUCCAAUAGUAUAUAACCAAAAUAGCAGACUUCAAUCUCCAGAUCCGGCUGGUGCCGAUAUUGUCAAAACUUUCAGUCCUUCUAUUGAGAAAAUUUUUGAGCAAAUCGAUGCAGACAUCAUGAAUUAUUUGAAUCCUCUUGAAUCGUACUUCAAUGAUUUUGGUGGAUCGAUGGAAAUGUUUGACACUUAG